AUGGCGACUGGAAAGAUCAAGAACGAGCCGCCCAAGAAGACCGAGGCCCAAAUCAUCGUCGACCUACAAGAGCAUAUCAUCGUCCUCGAAAAGCGCCUGCGGAAGAAGCAGAAGAUCUACAACAGCUACAACGAAGACGACAACAACUACAACUACAACGGCGACAACGACAACGAAGACGACGACAGCGAAGACGACGACAAUGACAGCAAGGACAGCGAUGACGACGAUUACGGCGAUGUCGCUCCAAUCUUCUCCAACACCUCCGACACCCAGCUCGCCCUCCGUCUCGAUGGCGUCACGCGUCAGCGCGAUCAAUACAAGGGCGCGAUCGAGGUUGGCCUUGCCGAGAACACCAAGCUCCGCGAAGAGCGCGACCACUACCGGGAUCUCUACAUGGGAGUGGUUCGCUCUACCGGCAGCGCCAACACCAACAGCGUCGGUAACAACAACUUCCUCAAGAUCGAGUCGAACUCUACCCACUACCACAUCAACAUGGCUCAGGAUAGCAACCCCUUCAGUGGCUUCGUCAAGGCGCCCAAACCCAGCGAGCCCAGCGAGCCCGAGGUCAAGCGUCCGACAUACGGCGACCAGUGUCUUCGCGAGAAGAGGCGCAAGCCUUGUCGCAAGACUUCAUGUCCCUACUGGCACCGUUCCCAAGGCGCGCGUUUCGCUGCCAUUCGCCCUACUCUCUUCUCCAACAAGGCUGCCGAGAACCGAGCUCAGCGCCGCUGA
Molecule: messenger RNA, 735 nt
Organism: Alternaria triticimaculans
Lineage: Eukaryota; Fungi; Ascomycota; Dothideomycetes; Pleosporales; Pleosporaceae
Exons: 2
Coding region: 1-735 (244 amino acids)
Source: RefSeq, a predicted model, not a curated record